GGGGAAAUGGUCAUCGCCCCUCCCACAUCGGCUCAGCUGAGAUACGUCCUUCUACACAACGCCAUUCCUUUUGUAGGAUUUGGUUUCCUGGACAACGCCAUCAUGAUUGUAGCUGGCACGCAGAUUGAGUUGUCCAUAGGUGUGAUCCUUGGGAUUUCAACCAUGGCAGCUGCUGCCCUGGGGAACCUUGUGUCGGACCUGGCUGGACUCGGCCUUGCAGGUUACGUGGAAGCCCUGGCCUGUCGUUGUGGGUUGGUGGGCCCUGAUCUGAACCCCAAACAGGCUGACAUGUGGCAGACCAGAGUUAGCACCCACAGUGGUAAAGCCAUCGGAGUUGCCAUCGGCUGCAUCUUAGGGAUGUUCCCGCUACUCUUCUUCAAAGAUGAGACGAAGAAGAAAGCAGUGGAAAGGGAGGGUAAAGAUGGAUCACUGACCUCCAUCUCUACUGGCAGCAGCAGCAAUUGAGACAACUUGACAGAAAGACUUACCUUCUCGGGAAGAGAGAGAGAACUGGACUACGUCUACUUCACAACCUAACUACUGCAUAAUGAAUAACCUCAAUCAAGUGUGACUACUGAUGUCAAUUGUUGAUGUCAAUGUCUUCAAUAGUUCCUACUGCAACGUUGAAAAAGCAGUAUGAAGAAAAACAACAACGAUGAUAAAUACAAGUGGACCACUUUUCCAACCACGUUUUCUGCUGCUUCUUUGGGUUGUUUUGUUUGUUUUGUUUUUUGAGUUGGUGCAUCUUUUCUUUUUUUGAGUUUAAUGUAUCUUAGUCCUAAUCAGUUAGAGGUGGCCAGGAUGGAUUUCUGGUGGACUACACUCAAUUCAGUUCAAUUGAACUUUAACAUCUCUCAAAGGGGGGAUAUUCCUGCAACAUCUGGUGUAAGUAAUCAACAUGCUGUGUGGCUGUUGUCUCUUCAGAUUAAAGGACCGUGUGAGGAGAGGACAAGGCCAGCUGCUAUAGCUAGAUAACACAUUUACAGAAACGAUUCAGUCUUCAGUUAGUAUACUGAGGUUGGACCUAGUGGUUAGAGUGGAGGGGCGGCAGGUAGCCUAGUGGUUAGAGUGUAGGACUAAUAACCAAAAGGUUGCAAGAUCGAAUCCCCCGAGCUGACAAGGUAAAAAUCUGUCGUUCUGCCCCUGAACAAGGCAGUUAAACCCCACUGUUCCUAGGCCGUCAUUGAAAAUAAGAAUUUGUUCUUAACUGCUUUGCCUAGUUAAAUAAAAAAAUAAGCAGCUUCUUCUAACGCUGACUUCAAGUCAACCACAAAUCAUUCUGUGGUGUUUGAGAGGAUCCAUCCCUUAGUUUUGGAGGAUUUGGUGUUUGAGUUUGAGAUGAGGAAUUUGAGUAACUCUAGGGAGCCUAGUCCCAUGAGACUAGGGUUGUAUGGACACCAGGGGUCAGAUUUGGAAGGAUGGUACCAUGAGACUAGGGUUGUAUGGAUACCAGGGGUCAGGGGUGUCACUCAUUCCAUGGCCCAGUGUCAGCUGGUUUGUAAGACCAAUUAAGAGGGAGACAACCAGGUGAGGGGAGUUCCUAACCAAUUAAGACCUAGACAACCAGGUGAGGGGAGUUCCUAACCAAUUAAGACCUAGAUAACCAGGUGAGGGGAGUUCCUAACCAAUUAAGACCUAGACAACCAGGUGAGGGGAGUUCCUAACUAACCAAUGAAGACCUAGACAACCAGGUGAGGAGGGGAGUUCCUAACUAACCAAUGACGACCUAGACAACCAGGUGAGGAGGGGAGUUCCUAACUAACCAAUGACGACCUUGACAACCAGGUGAGGAGGGGAGUUCCUAACUAACCAAUGAAGACCUAGACAACCAGGUGAGGAGGGGAGUUCCUAACUAACCAAUGAAGACCUAGACAACCAGGUGAGGAGGGGAGUUCCUAACUAACCAAUGACGACCUAGACAACCAGGAAAGGAGGGGAGUUCCUAAAUAAUCAGUGACCUUACUCGAUCAUUCAAGUACAAACAAGGAGCAAAAACCCACAGACACUCGGCCCAUAGACAUAUAAUGGAACGAGUCUGACACCUGUGGUAAAGGUAGACAGCUUUAUUGAGUGCUGGGCAUAUAAUCCUACUACCAGAGGGCGAUGUGGAGCCAACUCACCCCAAGUAUGACUGUCUGUGUGCAUUAUCCACAUGGCUUGGCCAUUGGUUGUGGAAACUGUCGUCUUAACAUGCCUGUAAUCUAAUCUCUUAUCUAGAUAUUGAGCAGUAUAUGGAAAGCAAGCCUACUCACAGCCUCUAGAACUCUGUUGAGUAGCAGUACAGUCCCAGUAACCUCCACUACAGUCCCAGUAACCUCCACUACAGUCCCAGUAACCUCCACUACAGUCCCAGUUACCUCCACUACAGUCCCAGUAAUCUCCACUAACAGUACAGCCCCAGUAACCUCCACUACAGUCCCAGUAACCUCCACUACAGUCCCAGUAACCUCCACUACAGUCCCAGUAACCUCCGCUACAGUCCCAGUAACCUCCACUACAGUCCCAGUAACCUCCACUACAGUCCCAGUUAACUCCACUACAGUCCCAGUAACCUCCACUACAGUCCCAGUAACCUCCACUACAGUCCCAGUUAUCUCCACUACAGUCCCAGUAACCUCCACUACAGUCCCAGUAACCUCCACUACAGUCCCAGUAACCUCCACUAACAGUACAGUCCCAGUAACCUCCACUACAGUCCCAGUAACCUCCACUAACAGUCCCAGUAACCUCCACUACAGUCCCAGUAACCUCCACUAACAGUACAGUCCCAGUAACCUCCACUACAGUCCCAGUAACCUCCACUACAGUCCCAGUAACGUCCACUACAGUCCCAGUAAACUCCACUACAGUCCCAGUAACCUCCACUACAGUCCCAGUAACCUCCACUACAGUCCCAGUAACCUCCACUAACAGUACAGUCCCAGUAACCUCCACUACAGUCCCAGUAACCUCCACUACAGUCCCAGUAACCUCCACUACAGUCCCAGUAACCUCCACUACAGUCCCAGUAACCUCCACUAACAGUACAGUCCCAGUAACCUCCACUCACAGUACAGUCACAGUAACCUCGACUACAGUCCCAGUAACCUCGACUACAGUCCCAGUAACCUCGACUACAGUCCCAGUAACCUCCACUAACAGUACAGGUUCAUCAUCUGCCUGCCUUUAUAUCUAGGGUAUUGUCCCAAAUGGCACCCUUUUCCCUAAAUAGUGCACUACUUUUCUCCAGAGCCCUAUGGUGAUUCAUAUUGAUGUCCCAUUCAUUCACACUGAGGUGCCCUUAUCCUCUCUCUCUCUCUCUCUCCCCCCCUUCACUCUCUCUCUGUUUCUCUCUCUCUCUGACAGCCUCCUUCAGUGAUUAUUAAAGCAGUUGUAUUCUGAGACAGACCGUAUACUACCUUUGGGAACAGAUUGUUUUAGAGGUACUGAGAGAGAGAGAGAGAGAGAAGGAGAGAGAGAGACAGAGAGAAGGGGGAGAGAGGGAGAGAGAGAAGGGGGAGAGAGAGCGACAGAGGGAAGGAGGAGAAAAGAGAGAGAAGGGGGAGAGAGAGGGAGAGAGAGGGAGUGAGAGAGAGAGGGAGGGAGAGAGAGACAGGGAGAAGGGGGAGAGAAAGGGAGAGAGAGAGAGAAGGGGGAGAGAGAGAGACAGAGAGAGGGAGAAAAAAAAGAGAGAGAGAGAGAGACCAUGAGAAGGCCUAUAAUUUAGCCACAGAAGAUCAAUAGCUUUUUUUUUUAAAUAGCCUAGCUGUGGAUUGUAGCCCAAUAACAAGGAGUAGCCUACAGUCAGGAACGCGCAGCAAA
Messenger RNA from Oncorhynchus kisutch (coho salmon), 3801 nucleotides. RefSeq names its product transmembrane protein 65. Gene Ontology annotation, cellular component: mitochondrion. NCBI's taxonomy places the organism in Eukaryota, Metazoa, Chordata, Actinopteri, Salmoniformes, Salmonidae. Gene Ontology annotation, biological process: regulation of cardiac conduction; cardiac ventricle development. The record is from RefSeq and is a predicted model, not a curated record. The coding region runs from base 7 to 465 and encodes 152 amino acids. The transcript is spliced from 6 exons.